GGGGAGGGCUCCGGAGCGAUGAUGGGCGCCCUGGAGCUGCUGCUGCUCGGUGCAGCUUGGUUGGCUGGGCCGGCUCGUGGGCAGAAUGAGACGGAGCCCAUCGUGCUGGAGGGCAAGUGCCUGGUGGUUUGCGAUUCCAACCCCACGUCCGAUCCCACGGGCACGGCGCUGGGAAUUUCCGUGCGCUCUGGCAGCGCCAAGGUGGCUUUCUCCGCCAUUCGGAGCACUAAUCACGAGCCGUCAGAAAUGAGCAACCGUACGAUGAUCAUUUACUUUGACCAGGUACUAGUGAACAUCGGGAAUAACUUCGACCCGGAGCGAAGCACUUUCAUCUCCCCACGGAAAGGGAUUUACAGUUUUAACUUCCACGUGGUGAAAGUCUACAACAGACAGACCAUCCAGGUGAGCCUGAUGUUAAACGGGUGGCCCGUGAUCUCGGCUUUCGCUGGGGACCAGGAUGUGACCCGAGAGGCAGCCAGCAAUGGUGUCCUAAUACAAAUGGAGAAGGGGGACCGAGCGUACCUCAAAUUGGAGCGAGGGAACUUGAUGGGGGGCUGGAAAUACUCGACAUUCUCUGGAUUUCUCGUAUUCCCUCUCUAAGGAACUAACUCAUCGCUGGAGCUAAGCGGAGGGAGUGAGAGGGGGAGAAUAGAGAGAAGGGGGAGGGAGAAAGAAAGAAGGAGAAGGAGAGGUAGAGAAAAAGAAAUCGACAAGUGUGGAGAAUUUCCUGCGAAGUCCCAAGUUAUAGCCAGGUAUAAAGAGCUCUGGACAGCAAACUUCUAAAGUUCACUUAUAAAAGAGAAACUAAGCCCCACUUAGAUCUGUGUACAUCUGUUUUGAAGAAUACCAUUCCUCUCCCCAUUUUGGUAGUCGUAGUCAAGAAAGAAGCUGCCUUGUAAUUGAUUUUUUAAAAUCUCCAAUUGCAACAUGCUCUUCCUUACUCCAUUUAUCCUGACCCCAGAUUUAGCUAAAUGAAAGGUUGUAUUUCAACAGUGUAAGCUACCAUAUCCUUUUCGACUUCCCGACCCCACUCUGUCCCUCUAACGUUGUUCUUGGCAACUUUUUUUUUUCUUUUUGGUUGUUGUUGGUAGUGGAGUUUUCGUUUUGAGAAGCACUCCUCAUCUUAAACUCCACCGAAGAAUUAACUACUGGAAGGGUUUUGUUAUGUUUUGUUUUUAAAUACACAGAUGCCAUGGUGAAGGAGAAAAGACUGCCUUGCUGUUGAAUGACUGACAAUUAAAAAAAAAACAAAGGGGGGAGGGGGAAGAAUAAUUUCUACGUGAAGAACUAUUCCCAGUGAAAACUGGCAGAAUAGAGCAUCUUUGUAUUUCUAUGUAAUAUUCUAAGUGAUUGUGAACUAUUAAGGCUGCUCAAUGUUUUGGUCCUUGGUUUGCUCUCGUCGAAUGUGUCCCAACUAAAUGCCAGGAAGUAUUACUGACCUUUUACUCUCUUACUCUGUAAUAUAUGUGUGAAUAUCGAGAAUUUAAUUUGGCUCUAAUACAAUAAAGUUUAAGUGGGACUUUUAUUUUUCUGAAACAGAAAGAAACAGGGUUUUUCAGAGCAACCCUCGAGCCCUCCUAGGCUGGAGGCGGGGUCAGGAGGAGAAAGCGGUUCAGACGCUUAGCUAUCUUUAGCGCGCUUAACUGAAGACUGGGCCAGGAAGUUCUAGCCCGACCGAGCGGGCCUGUCCAACCCGCCUAACAUUUAAGAUGCCCUGCGUCUCUGCGCCUGCCUCGCUUUCUGCUUCCUCGCUGCUUUUACUCAAGACUUAAAAAUUGGCCGACCCUUCUGGUGACAGCAAACGCCCAGACCAGUGACUGAAGUGCAGUUUGAGAAGGGAGGCGCAGCACCAAAAAGGGAAGAUUAAUCCAAAUAUGAAACCACCCCGGGGCCUAUGCAGUCAGCUGCCCACCAUCUUCUGGAUUCUCGGGACUGGCUCCGGUGACAUUUUAUAUCACCCUCUCUGGAAUCACCAACCUGUCUACUCCUCUCUCGGUCCGCUGUUCUGAUUUGGUUUCUGGUCUUUAAGAGAUGUAAAAAUGCUUUAAUUUUGCAGUACUCAGAGAUGACUACUUUUAUUAAAAAGGCCUGUCCGCGAUUCUGACUGUAUCUGAAUAUAAUGUCAAAGCAAAAGUCUAAUAAACAACUUCAUUUGAAGACUUAA
This is a messenger RNA of Dromiciops gliroides (monito del monte), 2164 nucleotides long. It is a transcript of the gene CBLN1, whose product is annotated as cerebellin 1 precursor. Gene Ontology annotation, cellular component: synaptic cleft; glutamatergic synapse. The coding region runs from base 19 to 600 and encodes 193 amino acids. The transcript is spliced from 3 exons. NCBI's taxonomy places the organism in Eukaryota, Metazoa, Chordata, Mammalia, Microbiotheria, Microbiotheriidae. Gene Ontology annotation, molecular function: protein binding. The record is from RefSeq and is a predicted model, not a curated record.